This is a messenger RNA of Microbotryum saponariae, 1286 nucleotides long. The record is from the annotation of a GenBank genome assembly. NCBI's taxonomy places the organism in Eukaryota, Fungi, Basidiomycota, Microbotryomycetes, Microbotryales, Microbotryaceae.
AUGAGCUCGUUGAUGCGAGCGUAUACGCGCUCGUUCGAGCGACGACCGUACGUGACAUUACUCGUGAGUAGUACUCCUCUCUCCCAGUGGGAGCUCGACGAGUAGGACGUGGAGCAGGUCGAGAAUGACGUCGCCGCGCUCGUCGCCGCGCUCGUCGGCACCAGAUUCCCAGCCUGAACACCCCGUAGCCGUCGUCCUGGACGGAGACUCAAUCACUACACGGCUACUCUUCCACCCUAGAUCGCUAAUGGUCUCCUCAUGUCGCUCGGCGAUGGAGCCGCACAAUCAUUGGCCAUGUUGACCGCCUCCGCUCCCGACGGGUCCGCCGAACUGCUUGCUUUCGACUUUGCGAGGACGUUCCGCUUCGCUUUUUUUGGCGCUUCGAUGGGCCCUUUGGCGGGCGCUUGGAAUAGUGAGUGGCCAAUGGGAUGCAUUGUUGGGCGCUCAGUACUGUGAGUAGUCAACGCUGACUCAACCUGGCUUGCACAGAAUUCUUGGAAGUCCGCUUCCCUUUGCGAACCUCAUCGAUCACGCAACAAUACCCCUUGCAAAAAGUCAAGACCGACGACCCCGCCUCAACCUCGAUCCCGAUACCAGGGUUCAAGAUGCCAAAAGGAGCCAAGCUCGAACGAGGGGCUGGAGCUGGAGCGGCGGGAGCGGCGGGUUUGCGAGGGAGCGUCAAUGCCGCUUCGACGGUACCGACACCGCCCGGUGCGAGUGCGAGUGCAGGUGCUGAAGGUCCGGUUUCGAAUAUACAACUUGCCAAGAGGGUCGCUGCUGAUCAGCUCGGCUUGUGAGUAUUCAAACUUGCGCUAGAAGCAAAAACUGUCGCGACCGGAACUGAUCGUCUGCUUGUUGAUCUUCUCGCAGGGCCCCCAUCUCGCUGUUCAUCUUCUUGAUGUCGAUGGGCUUGAUGGAAGGAUUGAGCGACGAAGAGUUGUGGGACAAGAUCCGCAAUAAUUACCUUCCCAUCUUGCUCGUCAAUUGGCAGGUGAGCAAUGACCUGCCCCCCUGCAGGUUUUUUGCCACACUUGCAGAUACUCAUCACCGGAUCUUCUUUCUGUGUUCUCAUUCCUCAGGUCUGGCCCCUCCUUCAAUUGAUCAACUUCCGCUUCGUGCCGCUCAGGUAUCGAGUUCCCUAUGGAUCGAUUCUCGGCAUUGGUACGUCUCCGGACCUCACAAAGAAUUGAUCAAUCGGAGAUGACUGACUUGCGACUGUCUGGUCUCUUUUGCCAGGCUGGAGUGCGUUCUUGAGCUUCAAGACGGCAAAGAAGGUCGAGGCUUAG